CUGAGAUUGCACUAUAUUGCAUAUUUUGGUCUACUUCUAAGAGCUACACCAGUCUCUGUUUCCUUAACAUUUAUCUUCUCUCCCUUUCAAUAUCUUUCUAGAGAGAAGGAAAUGGGGCAGAAUCGCUUACCAAAGGAAAGGAAGAGAAAUUGGCUUGAUGCCCUUUUGAGUAGCAACUUUGGAUGUUGUGAAAAUCACAAAGACAUUAGAUUUAGUGACAAGAAUGUGUUCUGCAUAGACUGCGCAGCUAGCUUGUGUAGGCACUGCAAGGAAUCUCAUUCCCUCCAUCGGAGGAUUCAGAUAUACAAAUACUCCUAUCAGGAUGUUGUGCGCCACUCUGAGCUGCACAAGUAUUUUGAUUGCUCAAAUAUUCAGACUUAUAUAUCCAACAAUGAUAAGAUUGUGCAUCUCAAACCCCGGACUUCAUCCAAAGACAUGAAGCUAACAAAAAAAUCUAAAUUUGAGAGUCCAAGUCCAGAGCCUCAAGCCAAAGAGGCGAAAGAAGCCAAAGUAUCAACAAAUCCAAAGUGGGGUGGUACUUGUGAAGAAUGUGGAAAGCAUUUACAAGAUGAGCGCAAUAAAUUCUGCUCCAUUACAUGCAAGAUCUCAGUGGAGCCACAAAAUCAAGGCUUUCCAAUUGAAGGAAUUGCUGAGAAUGCUAACCAAAUUGAUAACCAAAACUCAGAAACUGAAUCAUCUAUCUCUGUUGCUGAGCCAUAUGAGUGUGUUGAAGUUGUGAAUUUCAGAAAGCGCCCAAGGAAAUUCACCCCUCGGAGAUCAUGUCAAUUUGUUUACCCAUAUUGAAAAUUGUUUUUCUUACUUAACUUCUCUUACACUUGUAUUUAAUUUCAGUGUCAAUUUUUGGAGAAUAAGAAUUCUUGGAACAUUUUGGGACUGAAAAAGUUGGGAGUUGCAGGUUCAGUAGCUUUGAGAAUAGUAACUA
Abrus precatorius (Indian licorice) is the source of this 943-nucleotide messenger RNA. RefSeq lists its product as uncharacterized. The transcript has 4 exons. Bases 112 to 804 code for a protein of 230 amino acids. The record is from RefSeq and is a predicted model, not a curated record. Lineage: Eukaryota; Viridiplantae; Streptophyta; Magnoliopsida; Fabales; Fabaceae. Gene Ontology annotation, molecular function: zinc ion binding.